AAUUUGACUGAAAAGGGGAAGAAUCUGACAAUAAUAUUUAGAACUUCAAAAGACAAUCAAGAUUAAAGAAGAGCUUUUAAUUGUUACAGAAAGAACCUGAAUGUAAAUUGUGAAAUACUGAAGUACUAUGGAAAAGAUACUCUUGAAUAUCGUUCUGUUAGCUACCUUUCUUUGGCCAGUGAUUGGUUUUCGGCCAUACAUGGAGCCAUUCUUUUUUCUUUGUAAUUACCAUGGCAACAAUGAGGAAGCUGGAGGAAUUGAAAAAGGGGAAGUAGCUCUUAGUGUGUCUGUUGAGGGCAAUCCUGAAUACUACACACCAAAUCAGUUUUAUAACAUAUCAAUAAAAACCAGUUUAAAUUUUGAUGGUUUUCUGCUGACUGGAUUGUACAGUAUAAACAGUGAUGCACUUCUACGUUCACAGUCACAUGGUGUGUAUCAUCGGCAACUAUCAGGAUCAAAUCUCAUGUGUUCCAUAGUGUUCUCACAUAUCAGUUAUCAACCAGAACAUGAGAUGAGAUUUAUUUGGAAAGCUCCACCUAGAGGAACAGGAUGCGUUAAUUUUUUAGCCACUGCAACAUUAGGCCAACAGUUGCUGUAUAAAGACAUAACUGUAUUACAGCUCUGUGAAGCAGGAGCACCUACAUUGUCUCCCUUGAGACCAGAUUUAGCCAGUAAAGAAAGCCAGGGAAUUGUGUUGAGAGAUGACUUUGAUUCCAGUCCAGACCUUGAUUCUAAUAUAUGGUCGUCUAGUGAUGGUCUAGAAGUUAGUAAGAAAUGUGGAACAGUGAUGUAUGGAUAUUCAGUGACCUUCUGUGAUCAAAAAGGCAGUAGGGAAAUGGUUACAGUACCAUUAAAUACAACAACUGCAGCUGUUUUGCAAUUUACUUUGUCUGGAGGGAAAUGUUUUAACCAGCACCAUCAAGAUGGAGAUAUAGUGAUAUCUGUUGGACUGAAUGGUUGUUCUAAUUGGGUGGAGAUUGACAGAGUUUGGUCACCAACCAGCAGUGACUCAGAAGUACAUUUAGUACCGCUUCCACAAAAAACAAGACUUGAUAGUGUUUGUUUUAAAUGGUCACAAUCAGCAGAAUUUGUUAAUGGUGGCAAUGAAUACUUGUCCAUUCUAUCUGAUGGCCCAUACACAGCAAAUGGCACGGACAACAAUAGUUCAGAGGUCAUUUCAGCCAAGCCAGGCAUCAAAUCAACUACAGAAAGUAUAGCCCCUAUAUAUAGAAUAACUAACAACAUAGUUACAAAUCGUCCAAUUCAAACACUGCCACCAUUCCAACCUAUUGGAAGGGGAGAUAAACCAGUGCCAACAUUUCAAAGUUGCUGGGCUAUGGAUAAUGUCCUGAUUGUAAACUUACAUGAUUUACCUACCAGCCUACAUGAAGAUUUUGAUCCAGUAGAUCCCAGUAAAUGGUUGUUUUUUCCAGGAGCUAAUAUCAGGCAAAAAUGCAGAUCAGAUAAUAAUGCCAUGUACUUCAGCCAAACGAAUCAAACUGCCAAUUUUGUUGUUACAAGAGACCUAAAUCUAAUGCCAGAUGAUUUAUCAACAGACCUGAUUCUAGAAGAACAGUUUGAAUUCAAGGAACAAAUAGGAUGGGAAGUCCAUGGUGGUAGGGUUGAUGUGACAUGUGGAGAGAUCUAUCAAGCCAAUUCAUUAGUGUUUGACAGUUCUGGUGAUAGGAAGGCUUGCACACCUUAUAUGGACACUAGAUCGGCUGGAAAUAUUAGGUUCUAUCUGGGAUUAGGCAGUGGUUCCUGUAAUGGUAAUAUUUCUAAGUCUGACAGAAUUGAUGUGUUAGUUUACCUAGAAGAUAAAUAUGAUCAUACAUAUGUACUCCAGAGAUUAGAGUUCGAGUUUUACCAGGAAUCUAAACUAGUAUCUGUUCCAAUAACUGGUGACCACAAAAUAUCCUGGGCCAGAUUCUGUUGGAUACAAAAGUUUCAUCAUGGACCUAACACAGACGUCUGGGCUCUAGAUGGUGUCAGGAUUUUAACACAUCAGCCAUCAGGGUUGAGUCAGAACACGAACAAAACAAUUCAAUUUGGUCUUAACAUGCAAUGUGGCAAUGAUCCUAAAGCUAACAAAGUAGAUUUGCAAUUUUCUUCUGAUUAUGGAAGAACUUGGCAUCGUCUUCAUACGCCAUGUUUAUCAGGAAGUUGUCAUGGUAACCAUCAACCAAUCAGUUCAACAUAUGGAUCUGUAAAUAUUCCAAGGUGGACUAAAAUUACCUUGCCCUUACCUUAUGCCGCUAUGUCACCACAUGUCAGAUUCAGAUGGAGACAAACCAAUAGAAGAGAACCCAACUGGGCUAUAGAUAAUGUUUAUAUUGGAGACUGUCCAGAAAGAUGUAAUGGACAUGGAUUUUGUACUGAUCAAGGAUGCAAGUGUGAUUUUGGUUAUGAUGGACCAACAUGUAACACUAAUGUAGUACAGAAUCCUACUCUGUUGAUGGAGAACUUUGAAGAUGACCAUAUAUUGACAUCGUCCAGUGUUAUGUCAGUGAAAGGGGCCACAAUUAGUUAUAUGUGUGGUGUCCUGUCCUCAGGGAAAGCUCUGGUGUUCAGUAGGAAUGGAGAGAGAAAGAUUGUUACAUCAGACUUCAACACAACAAACAGCAGAUAUUUACAGUUCUACAUCAGAGUUGGGAGUAAUUCCAUGUCAUCAUCAUGUCCUCCACCAGACAGGCCAGCAGAGACAGUCAUUUUGGAUUUCUCUUGUGAUGCUGAAGUGACAUGGAGCUUCCUUAAAGAAUUUAGCAGUAAUCAAUAUAGGUCACCCAAGUCAGAAAUGGUAUUAUUGCCGAGAAAUGCUAGGAAAUCAUCUUGUAGAUUCCGAUGGUGGCAGCCCUAUCAUUCUGGUCAGGGUCAUGAUGUAUGGGCUAUAGAUGGAAUAAGUCUCAAUCACCACUUAUUCAACACCUUGGAUGUAGAAUUAGAGUCUGAUACUAAUGCUACACAACAUUUGGUUGUCAAUAAAGGUCAAAUAACUGAUGGUUACUGCGAUGGGAGAAGAAGUGUCAAUUUUUAUGAAGAGAAAAAAGAUGGGGAUAUUAGAUUUCUGAUGACAGAACCAAUGCAUAUAGGACCUUCAUAUAUCAUUCAGUUUGACCUUGUGAUGGGAUGUCAUUUGAUGUAUGACAUGACAAGAAAUAACCAGAUUUAUCUAGAAUAUUCUGAUGACCAUGGUCUUAGCUGGUCCCUGGUUGUAGACCCAUGUCUGCCUCCUACAUCUUGUGAAGAGUACAAUAAAGGAACAGUAUUCGAUCCAUCACAAUACACAGAGUGGCGUCAGGUGACCAUUCCACUGCCCUCAGCUACAUGGGGUCCAGUGACAAAAUUUAGACUAAGGCAGUCAGAUUGGGGACCAACAGAUUCCUGGGGUAUAUCCAGACUCUACAUAGGUCAGCAGUGUCCUAAUAUGUGUGGAGGACAUGGCAAGUGUAUAGAGGGAGUUUGUCAUUGUGAUGAAGGUUACGUUGGAGAAGAUUGCAAUCCUACUGCUCCAAUGGAUUCUACCAUGCAGGCUGACUUUGGUAUAAGAUAUGAACCUAGCUCUGACUUUCUACAUAUCUGGGGAGGAGAAGUCACUAAUGGAGAUAAAGGAUGUGGAACUUUGUUCUCGGGAGAAACGUUGUAUUUCUCAGGGGCAGGAGCUAGAGAGGUACAGACUAAAGCCUUUAACACUUUGACAGCUGAUUACAUAGAGUUUUACCUCAGAAUUGGAGGUAAUUUACCUGACUGCAGUGGUGCAGAGACUCGUGAUGAGGGCAUUCUAUUGGAGUAUUCUGUUGAUGGAGGUACAACAUGGCAUCUGAUACAAGAAAUGGUUCCAUCACAAUAUAGACAGUCCAAGUUUGUUCACAAUGUCUUACCACAAGGGGCAAAGUCACCAAGGACCAAAUUUCGAUUAUGGCAGGUUAAGCAUUCUGGUGCUGGGAGAGAUCAGUGGGCUGUUGAUGAAAUCAGGAUUGGAAGUUAUGAGAGAAUGAGAAGUCUUCAAGAUAACUUCAAUAAUCAUGCAGACCCUGUUAAAUCGGGAAAAUGGUUGACAAUCACAGAAGGAGUCCGUGGGAAGUAUUGCCAAGCUAGAGAUUACACCCUGAUACUAGCAAAUCAACAGAAUGAUAAAUCAGUUGUCACAAAAGAUCUUCGGUUGCAAACAGGAGACGUUAUUCAGUUCAGGAUUAAUGUUGGAUGUAGUACACAAUUUCGUUUGGACCAUCCAGUUAUGUUACAAUACAGUCAUGAUGGUGGCCAGACCUGGAGGUUGGUCCAUGAACCUUGUUACCAGGAGUCUGACUGUAAUGGACUACAAACAGAGGGGACUAUCUACUACUCAGGACCCCAUGGUUCUUGGCAAAACAUUAUUAUACCUGUUUCAGAAACCAUAGCAAUGCAUCCAGUGAUUUUCCGUUGGUGGCAGCCAGGUGGUUAUGCCUUUAGUUUUGCUCUAAAUGAUGUAUACAUUGGACCACCAUGCCCAGAGAAUUGUAAUAGACAAGGAACAUGUGAAAACAACAGAUGUAUAUGUCAGGAUGGAUUCACAGGACCUACAUGUAAAGACACUUCAGUUACCCAGUACGGUCUAUUUGACUGGUUUGAUAACCACCAUGAUCCUUCUAAUGGCUGGAGACGUAUCCUUGGUGGCAGUUUAGGUCUGAAGUGUGGUGUUGUGGAUCAUGGGAAUGCUUUGUACUUUAGUGAGGAUGGAACCAGAGAAGCUGUCACUAAACCACUCAAUACUACAUUUCUAAGAAUGUUACAGUUUGUAAUUAAGAUAGGAGGUAAUGAUGGAUCCUUUAGUUGUACAGACCCUAGCAAUAGGAAUGAAGGUGUCAUAGUGGACUAUUCCACAGACAAUGAAAUUACAUGGACUGUUCUGAAGAUGGUGGAGCCUAGGAUUUACAAUACAACAAAAGAGUUUGUGACAUUAGAUUUACCAGCUGAUGCCAAAACAGAUCACACUAUUAUCAGAUUUUGGCAGCCUUUAGGUUAUGGAGGAUUGGGGAGAGCAGAAUGGGGUAUUGACAGUGUAAUUGUUGGUGUAAAUGAAACCAAUGCUAAAACUUUCUAUGAUGAUUUCAAUAUGAUGAUGCCAGAUCCAUAUAAAUGGCUACAGGCUGAGAGUGCAGUGGCAAGGUCAUCAUGUCAGUCUGGUGGCAAUGCUUUGGAGUUCAGUAGAGACACAGGUUUAAGAUUUGCCUCAACACAGGACCUCCAUGUGACACCAUCAACAUUCCUUCAGUUCGACAUAGCCAUGGGAUGUGACUCCCUGUAUGACAAUUUGUACGGUGUAAUGCUAGAGUAUUCUAUAGACAUGGGACAGACUUGGAGACCUGUGAUAGAGGAGUGUGCCCCUCCCAAGUUUGAGUGUACAGGAUAUCAUCUUAGUAGUGAAUACAUGUCAGACCAGCACAGGAACUGGACACGAGUAACAACAUACCUACCUGCUGGUGCUGUGUCUCCAACUACAAGAUUUAGAUGGAAGCAAAGCAGUUCUAUUCCCAGAGGACAUGUUUGGGCCCUGGAUAAUGUAUAUCUUGGUACUGGUUGUCCUUGGUUAUGUUCUGGUCAUGGUUAUUGUAGGGAUGAUCAAUGUAUUUGUGACCCUGGAUUUUCUGGUCCAGCCUGUAUUCCAUCAGAGCCACUACCUGCUAUUUUGAGAGAUGAUUUUAACACAGACACACCAAGGAAAGAUAACUGGUUAGAACUGUAUGGAGGAGGUAAUACUAAACUUUGUGGAACUGUGGUCAGUGGAAAUGCAAUGACUUUUACUGAGGAGAACAUGAGAUUAGCUGUGAGUAGAGACAUUGAUUCCAGCAUGCUACAAGCUGUAGAAUUUUACUUUAAAUAUGGUUGUAAUGGUAAUGAAAAAUUCUGGCCAAGAUCAGAGAGUGUCCUGCUCCAAUAUUCAAUCAAUGGUGGAAUAACCUGGAAUCUGCUGAAGGAAAUCAAUUACAGAAAUCAGUCUGAACCAAAGUUUUUUAGUAUAGAUCUACCAGUAAAGGCAAAAACCCAUGCCACUAGAUUUAGAUUCUGGCAACCUAGAAAUGAAGGUAAAAUGUUGUCAGCCUGGGCAGUAGACAAUUUACACAUAGGUAAAAUGCCUAUGAACCCAUUUUCUCUGACAGAUAAUUUUGAUGGUACAUCUCUCUCAGAUGAAUGGCUGUUUAUAAAUGAUGGUGUAGUGGAUUCAUUCUGUGAACAUAAAACAAGACAGGAUACAGUAGGAUCUGGCCAAUCAGCCAUGGUGUUCAGACAUGCACCAAAAUCAGGGGAACAUUAUGUUGUCACAAAAGACCUAGAUGUAGGGCCAAUGUCUAUUGUUCAAUUUGAUAUAAAUGUUGGAUGUGGUUCAAAGCCAUCAGAGAAAUACCCAAUUAGAUUAGAAUACUCUGCUAAUGGAGGUAAAACCUGGCAUCCACUGGUACCAAACUGUGCUGAGGUGUCGUCUGCUAGAUGUUUUGAUGUGGAUCUGUCACCAUCUAUUUACUAUGGAGGAACAAGUGCAUUUUGGAGAAGAGUAAUCAUACCAUUGGAUAAUGUUUAUGUAUGUGGAGCAUUGAGAUUUAGAUGGUAUCAAGGCUUUGUACCAGACGAUGAUUUUGCACCAGAAUGGGCCAUUGAUUACAUUUUCAUUGGUAUGGCCUGUAGAGAACAUUGUCUGGGUCACGGAGCAUGCUCAGAUACAAUGAUGUGUACCUGUGACGAAGAUCAUGGAGGUGAUAUGUGCACACCUUGGUCCCGUAACUCUCUCUAUUUAAAGGAUAACUUCACUCCAGUGGAUGUAGCUAUUCCUCUGAGAGAAUUUAAUGAAGAUAAUUCACAUCAUGGACAUAGAUUUGACAAGAAGAAAUGGUGGAUUUGGAGUGGGGCCAGGUUAUCUUAUCAUUGUGGUACACUUGUAUCAGGACCAAGUCUGACUUUCAGAAACAGUGGAGAAAGGGUCUUGACUACCAGAGAUUUGGACCUCAGCACAGCUAGUUUGAUUCAGUUUUUCGUGAGACUUGGUUGUAAGAAGACUCCACCUAAUCUGGCAACAUUCCCUGUAUAUCUACAGUACAGUAACAAUGGAGGUGUAUCAUGGACAUCAAUACAGCAGUUUGACUUCAAUAAGUAUAGUAACAGACCAACAUAUAUAGCCCUACAUUUACCAGAGAAUGCUAGGACCAAUAACACAAGAAUAAGGUGGAUACAACACUCUCUAAAUGGAACAUUCUUAGAGGACUGGGCUAUCGAUCAUAUAUUUAUCGGUGGAGAUAUGCAUGGUGUUGAGCCUUUACAAGAUGAUCCUAUGUUGCCAAGAGAAACCAGUUGGCUUCUGUUUCCUGGAGGAAAUUUGGAAAAUGUCUGUCAAUCAGAAAGCAAAGUCAUACAUUUUAAUGGAAACAACACCGUUAGAUAUGCCAUGUCUGGAGAUGUUAUUGUAGAAGAUGGAAGUUUUAUGCAGUUUAAUGUAACAAUGGGGUGUGGACCUUCCAAAGAUUGUUAUCAUGUAGAGAUUCAAUACUCCCAUGAUAUGGGUAUCAGUUGGAAGAAUCUACAACCAGCCUGUGGUCAAAAUGAUGUAGACUGUAAGAGAUUUGCUCCUGGAAGUUCCUUAGUGUCGGAUGUUAAUAUUGGCUGGAAUAGAGUCACUGUUCCCUUACCUUAUUAUUCUAAAUCUAAACAGACCAGAUUUAGAUGGAUACAGAUUAACCAUUAUAAAUCAGAUCAAGUAUGGGCCUUGUCUCACAUUUAUGUUGGAAGAGACUGUUACCUGAUGUGUAGUGGACAUGGGCACUGUUCAGAUACUGGAUGUCUAUGUGACAAGGAUUGGGCAGGUUUCAGUUGUGAAGAACCUACCAUAACACUACCACAUUACUUAUAUGAUACCUUCUCGACAUCUGUUGUCAACUCACAGCUGUGGACAAAGGUCAUAGGUGCUAGGAUUGAACAACCCUGUCAGGUCCUAGCAGCUGGAAAUGUUUUACAUUUUGUUGAGGCCUGUAGCAGAUUAUUAAUAACAACAGAUCUAGACUUAAGACAGGCAAAAUUCAUUCAGUUUUCUUUUAUGUUUGGAUGUAAUUCUAUGCCCACUAACCGUAACCAAGGUGUAUUGGUAGAUUAUUCCAUAGAUGGAGGAAUCAAAUGGAUGCCUAUCAUGGAACUUUACUAUGCCUUAUAUAGAUCUCCCAAGUUUGUAACAGUAAAUCUGCCUCAAAAUGCAAGGAAAAAUGGUGUACGUAUCAGAUGGCUUCAGAAUGAAAGUAGCAAUAAGCAAGGAGCUGAUUGGUUAUUGGAUAACAUUAGAAUAGGUGGUAGUUUGACCAAUCCAAAUACACUUGUCAGCCAUUUUGAUUCUAUAAAUGAUGAAGAAUGGUUGAGAUCAGACAAUUUACAAUCUGAUAGUUACUGUGGAGCCUCUGAUGUUGCCAUGGGAGCUCCGUUAGAAAAUGAGGAUUCUGUUUUGAUAUCUCGUGAUGUAGAUGUGUUGGAUGAUCACAUGUUACAGUAUGAAAUAAAUGUGGGUUGUGGUCAGUCUUGGAAUCGAUCAGUUUUACCAGUACAUCUACAGUACUCCACUGAUGAUGGUCUAUCCUGGCACUAUCUAACUCCACAAUGCCUGCCCAGUGACCCACAGUGUAAUGGAGGACCACAGAUGGCCAGUUUAUAUCACAACGAACCAAUGGGAAUGUGGAGAAGGUUCACAUACAAGUUGAAUGGUCUUCCUGUAUCAAGAGGUACAAGAUUUCGCUGGACACAGAAAGCAGAUAGAGGAUCAGACAGUAGCCAUUCAUGGGGUCUCAGAAAUGUUUUCAUUGGUCCUGCCUGUCCAGGACAUUGUAAUGGGCGUGGUUUCUGUAUAAUUGACAGAUGUGACUGUGAUCAAGGCUACACAGGCAGUGACUGUAGUAUACUUACUGACAACAAUCCUGCUGAAUUAAAAGACAACUUUGAAAAUCCCAAUAUCAAUAAAUCAAAAUGGUCACUAGUUGAAGGAGGAAAUAUUCAGAAAGGUUGUCAUAGUAUGGUGGAGGACACUUCAAUGGUGAUGGGUGGUCCUGGAAACAGACAACUAGUAACUGUUGACCUUGACCUUCAAAGUGCAAAAUUUAUUAAGUAUAUAGCAGUAAUUGGAGGUCAAAGUUUACAGGAAGGAUGUUUUGUACCUAACUCACCAGAGCACAGUGUGGUCCUACAGUAUUCUACAAAUGGAGGUAUUGAUUGGAAAACCCUACAUGUGCUUAGUUAUGGUAGUUACUUACAACCCAAGAAAGAUUACAUCAUUUUACCAGUAGAUGCCAGAACUCCCAAUACUCUGGUUAGGUGGUGGCAAGGCUUAGCUCAGGAUGGUUCACAGAAAGGACCACAGUGGCAAAUAGACAAUGUUUUUAUAGGUGGCUCAGAAAUAAAUCCAAGUUCAAUGAUGACAGAUUUUGAUAAUAUCCAAGGAGACCAAUCUUGGGAGUUUAGUCCUUAUGGUCAAAUCCAAGAGGAUAUUUGCACUCAUCAUGAUAAGUCCAUGUUCUGGGACAGUGGAAAUGGUGUCAAAAGUUUUACCACUGGUGAAAUGAUUGUACAGUAUGGAUAUAUGCUACAGUUUGAGAUUGUUGUUGGGUGUGACAGACAUGUAAAUGCUUGUAACCCUUACCCACCAAUCAGACUAGAGUAUAAUAAAAACCCUCACUCAGACCAAUGGAGCUUAUUACAACCAUUAUGUCUCCCUGACCAUAAUACAUUGAUGGAAUGUCAGCCUAGUUAUUACCAUGCUCCUAGUGUGUAUACACCUGAGGGUUAUCCUUCCUGGACACUGGUUACCAUGGAGCUGAAGGAUAAAGUUUUCUCAGGAAAUACCAGAUUUAGAUGGAAGCAAGAUGCCUCAGAAGUGGACGGAACAAUGUGGGCUUUGAAUCAUAUAUUUGUUGGAGAAAAAUGUCCUGAUAUGUGCAACGGCAGGGGCAUAUGUAAAGAUGGAGUCUGUCACUGUAGGAGCGGACAUGGUGGUUCUUGUCAACCUAUCAAAUUUGGAAUGUUGAGGAAAAUGCAUGAGACCUUUGAAGGAAGGAUAUACCCACAUUACUGGGAGUCUAUAACAGGAGGAGGCAUUGGUUUUGGAUGUGGUGCACUAUUACCUUAUGCUCAUGGCAAGACAUUAUACUUUAAUGGUUGUGGUUUAAGAGAGGCAAGGACAGCAGAAAUGGAUCUGUCUAGAGCUUUGAAAAUAAUGUUUGUACUACAGAUUGGUUGUAAGCAACAAACUGUAUCUUGUAAUGUAAAUGUAAGAGCUGAAUCCUAUCGAGGGAUUUUAUUACAAUAUUCUACGAAUAAGGGUGCAGAAUGGAAGCUGUUAGCAAGACAUGACCCAAGUCAUUAUCUCAACCCAAAGAGAGCAAUGUAUGACCUUCCGUCAGAUGCUAAAGUUGUAGGGGUCCAGAUUAGGUGGUGGCAACCAGUACAUGAUGGUGUAGGCCAUGAUCAAUGGGCUAUUGACUCAGUUGAAAUUAUACCGGAUCAUAACUCCUACUCUUCCAUGUUACAGAGAAGAAAAAGAAGAAAAGCAUAAAGGAUUAUCUGCAGAUCAUAAUUGGUGCAAUAUGUUAUUUGUGGUGUGGUGUAAAUAUAUAUGGAUUAAAUUUAUCCUAUUUAUUUUUAUCAGACAUUGUAAAUGUUUAAUAUGUGUACUUUUACCUGAAACUUUAUAUCUGAGCAAUUGCUUUUAGCGAUAAACAUUUGUUUUAACACAAGACAAUCAAUGCAAAAAUGAAAGGAAAUAAAGGUUACUUUUUA
Mytilus trossulus (common blue mussel) is the source of this 10776-nucleotide messenger RNA. RefSeq names its product reelin-like. Gene Ontology annotation, biological process: central nervous system development; neuron migration. The transcript has 59 exons. NCBI's taxonomy places the organism in Eukaryota, Metazoa, Mollusca, Bivalvia, Mytilida, Mytilidae. Gene Ontology annotation, molecular function: lipoprotein particle receptor binding. Bases 128 to 10552 code for a protein of 3474 amino acids. The record is from RefSeq and is a predicted model, not a curated record.